AUGGUUCAUUCGGCUGACACCAAAUCACGGCUUAAUAUCUAUCUAUCUAUCUAUCUAUCUGUAUGUAUGAAUGCCUUCGUUCAUAUCUAUUUAUCUGUUUGUUCAUCUCUAUCUCAAUGUGUUCAUUUUUAUGUAUGCCGAACUAUCUAUCUAUCUAUCUAUCUAUCUAUCUAUGAUGAGGAUGAUGAUGAUCUAUCUAUCUAUCUAUCUAUCUAUCUAUCUAUCUAUCUAUCUAUCUAUCUCGGCCUGUUAAUAUCUAUCUAUCUAUCUAUCUCAUUCUGUUCAAAUCUGUUUGUCUGCCCGUCUAUCUGUCUCAAUCUGUUCAUAUCUAUUUACCUAUCUAUUUCUUUCGUAACUAUCUCUAUCUAUCUGUCACUAUUAAUGUCAUGUCAUAUCUAUCUAUCUAUCUAUCUAUCUAUCUAUCUAUCUAUCUAUCUAUCUGUAUCUCUCUCAAUAUAUCCAGUGACGGAUUUCGAUCUGGCCGAUCCACUGCCGACGUCCUAA
Molecule: messenger RNA, 504 nt
Organism: Acanthosepion pharaonis
Lineage: Eukaryota; Metazoa; Mollusca; Cephalopoda; Sepiida; Sepiidae
Source: the annotation of a GenBank genome assembly